This is a messenger RNA of Anastrepha ludens (Mexican fruit fly), 10325 nucleotides long. RefSeq lists its product as uncharacterized. Gene Ontology annotation, molecular function: RNA-DNA hybrid ribonuclease activity; nucleic acid binding. The transcript has 2 exons. The record is from RefSeq and is a predicted model, not a curated record. The coding region runs from base 4203 to 5459 and encodes 418 amino acids. Gene Ontology annotation, biological process: DNA replication, removal of RNA primer. Lineage: Eukaryota; Metazoa; Arthropoda; Insecta; Diptera; Tephritidae.
UUAUAUAAUAUAAAAUAUAAUAUGAGAAAUUAAACUAUACCAACUUCGCCUCUCGCCAAGAGUUGUAUUUUGGCUCUAUAAUACCAUAUUAAAGCCAAUUUUGCCAUUGUCUGGUGCAACUCACUGGAGAGGGCAAAACUGCCGCUGCACGUACUGCAAUCAGGCUGAGAGGUUCGGGCUUCAGGUUCAACCUUACGGAUACUCAAAUAUUCUCAAAAACUUCGGGUUCAUCUCUCUGACAACGGAUCAGUGUGUAACCUCGCUUAGUCCAAGUUGAACUUUCUCCACCCGCAUUCCAUCAAGGGAGGAGUGGACCGGGUGCAACACUUGGGGACAGGGCUUAGUUAACCUGUUCACGGAUGGAUCGAAGUUGGAUAGUAGGGUUGGAGAAGAAGUAUUCUGCAAAGAGCUCCCCAUCAGACACAAGUUCAGGUUACCGGAUCACUGCAGGGUGUUCCAAACAGAGGAAGCCGCAAUCAAAGAAGCAGCUGAUUGGCUACAUACUUGCGUAAUAACUGUUAAGAAGUGCACUCGAAACUGGUCAGGGAAUGCCUGUUUUCACUCUCGAUUGCAUCAGAAUUCUUUGAGAUAAAGCUAAUCUGGCUACCUGGUCAAAGUGAGCGGAAGAGCUGAGGAGACAAGGGACGUAUGAGGUAGUGUCCCGCCAAAGGAGAGGAUCGGGAUCCCCUAGACAACCUGUGCUCUACUCCUGGAACGAUGGACUUCUCGUUUACUAAGCGAGCGCUGGGCAAGUACACAAACUUGUACAGUCGCCAAAUCCUUCUGGCCAUGUGUGGAUCGGAGGGACUAGGGGGAUAUUCUGAGGAUCACAAAAUCUCAACUUUCAAAUUAAUUUAUACACAGGUAUACAUGCUGUGAGACUCGGAAUUACUUCGGGUACUGUUUGUGACAGCUGUAUGGAAGAUGACGUAUGAAGAUGAAAAAAUCUGAUGGACUUCAUCAGCAGCAUAAAGCGGCUACUAAAGUCGCAAAUUAGUCACCAUUCGUAAUACACAAAUACUCGUACGUAAUACUCAACCCCCUCCUUUGUUUGCGGUGAUGUAAACUCUCGAAUCGUGCUAAUCUUAUCCUGGUUUGGAGAUUUUCUCUCCUCAGAUAACAAAAAUUUUUAAAACUCUUGACGCCCCAUACGCAUUUAUCGUUAUUAAGAAGCGUGUUAUUGUUUUUGAAAAUUUUCAGUACCUGGCUAACGGCAUUCUCAUGUUCUAUUUCGGUAUUCCCAGAAAUAAUGACGUCAUCAAUGUAAUUUAGUGCUUUCUCACACGGUAACAGCAACCUCUCCAUUAUUCGCUGGAAAAUUUUUGGGGCAGAGUUGAUUCCAAACAUCAAUCUUUUAUAACGAAAGAUUCCCUUGUGAGUUAUGAAAGUAGUAAUAUCACGACUUGUUUUAUCUAGUACUAAUUGGUGCUAUGCCGGCGGCCGCCGUAGCCGAAUGGGUUGGUGCGUGACUACCAUUCGGAAUUCCCAGAGAGAAUGUUGGUUCGAAUCUCGGUGAAACACCAAAAUUAACAUUUUUCUAAUAGUAGUCGCCCCUCGGUAGGCAAUGGCAAACCUUCGAGUGUAUUUCUGCCAUGAAAAAACUCUUCAUAAACAUAUCUGCCGUUCGGAGACGGUUUGAAACUGUACGUCCUUCCAUUUGUGGAACAUCAACACGCACAUCACAAAUAGGAGGAGGAGCUCGGCCAAACACCCAAAAAGGGUGUAUGCGCCAAUUAUAUUUAUAUAAUUGGUGCUAUGCCCAUUUUAAAGCCAGUCUAGAGAAUAGUUUUUGCCCCUCUCAAUUUUGUCAUGAAUGUGUUAAAAGUUGGUAAGGGAUAAUUCUCUCGAAGUACAACCUUGUUGGCUUGUCGCAUGUCGAUGCACAGUCUCACUUCACCAUUUCCUUUAAAAACGACAACUAUGGGUGAGAUCCAACGAAUUUGGACUGCUUAACAGUCCUUUUUGCUAAGGAGAUUGAAACGCGACCUAGAAUCAAUUAUCAUCGCGUUGCUUUGCCCUCCUAUACAGCAUUGAAUGACAUCAUCAUUCAUGUCAUUAAUUUUGAAGCAGUUAAAAUUUUGGUAUGUAUCUUCUGAAUUGGUUUCUUUCUCUCCGAUAAAUCACAUCCUCGACCGCUGGAGUCGUGGCUGUUCCGUGUUGUCGUACUCAAAUUCCUUCGCCUUGCGCUUUCGGCUCUUCAUCUAGUAUUUGCGAGCAAAAUGUUCUAUACGCCCACAUUUGUUGCAUUUUUUGAUACCUUGCUGGACAGUUGAAAUUCAUACUCUUAUACCUCUUCUAACCACACCAUACGUAAUCGUCCUCUUUAUGCCUUGUCCAUUCCGAAGUUGUAGUAAUUCAAUUAACUGUGUCACUCUCCGCAGUAUUAUACUUUGCGAGUGUUGGUUAAUUAGUUCAUACAUCUAACAAGCACUGAUAACAUCAUCAAAGCUUUCUUCUUUUUCCAACAGCUUUUUCAGUUCUAUAGGCGCGUAUGUAGCGCGCGUUGCGUUUCAUUAAAGUCUUCACCUUCAAACGAAUUUAAGCCAUUACAUAAAUGUCUUUCGAAAGUCGAGUUUCGCUUAGAAGAAAAACACUCAUUUAAUUUGCACACCAAUAUUUCAAAUACGUCAGUUUCUUUUCCCAGAGCUCCCGGAAUGUUAUAUAUUACCUGUUGCAGUUGUGGUCACCUACAUGAAGGAAUUUAUUUUCUUCUGCUAGAAGUAUAAAGUGAGAGACCGAAACCAUUUUUCCAUCUCCGCAAUCUAAAUAGUUUCCACCGUCACAUUUGCAAUGCACUCCAAUUUGCCGCAAUUCGAUGCGAUUUCCAAUUAAAUGUGUCGUCAAAUACAUAAAUGAAUAUGCACCCGUAGUCCACGAAAUUUCCUAUAGUAUUCCAAUAAUAUAUUUUUAUUAAAUAAAUUUUUCUUAUUCUUGGCGCUUCAAUUUGUUCCUUUCUUCAACGAGGUGAUUUUUCGCCUCUGUAAAUGAGAAAAUAAAAGCAUACCGAAAAGUUUUCAAAUUGUAAAAAAUAAAAAAAAAUAAAAAUAAAUACAAACGCUCCUCGCCGCUAUUGUAUCAACCCAUACUUACUUACGAUAUAUAUGUAUGUAUAUUAAAAUAAACACCCCAGAACUUGUUAUUGUAUUUAUUGUUACUGUAUUCACUUGCUCUUUGCUGGUGUUCUCCACAUACAGUACUUUCCAGGUUAUGGAUUCUCAAUUUUAAUCUGCAUUUAUGUGCGCAUCCCUGAAGCAAUUUUUGGCUGUUUUUCGCAAUGAUGUGAUUCAGUUGUGAGUUUCAAAAUUAGCUUUUGAAGUGUAUAAGCUCCUAGGUACGUUUUUUGAAUCUGUUUAUCAUAUUAUUAAUCUAUAAAUAAGUGUUGUCGAAGUAAAAGAGGAAUAAUAAAUACUUAAUUUCUGAGAGAAAAUACAUAAUCAAGCACAUUCUUAAUCCAUCUUAAAAUGUUUCUUAUCAGCCUUUUCAUUAUAAAUAUACUCAGCACACUAAUAUACUCACAGCACUGCACACACUCGUUGUCAAUAUAGAAAAGGCCCUAAAUCAAAAAGAAAUAGCCCUAUGUUCCUUUAUGGACAUAGAGGGAGCCUUCGUCAACGCAAAUUACAAAUCCAUGGAAACAGCACUCGAAAAAAGAGGUGCAAACCCAAUAUUAACACACUGGAUAAGCCAAAUGCUUAAUCAGAGGAUUAUUAAAGCUUCGUUAGGCCAGCUGAACUUAAUGUCACAACAGUAAAGGGAUGUCCGCAAGGAGGAGAUCUUUAUCCACUGCUAUGGUCCCAACUAGUUGAUGACUUGGUGCAGCACCUAAACAAUAAGGGAUUUAUAACCAUUGGUUAUGCAGAUGACAUAUCUGUUAUAAUAAAAGGCAACCAUGAAAGGACACUAACAGGCUUAAUGCAAAAUGCCUUGAGCGCAACAUGGGAAUGGUGUAAAAAGGAGGGGCUGUCGAUCAACCCUAACAAACCACAAUAAUCCCCUUCACAAGAAAAAGAAAGUUAGAGUUUCCUGCAUUGAAAAUAAAUGAAACAGUGAUAGAACUAAAGGAAGAGGCCAAAUAUCUAGGUUUAACCUUAGAUAAAAAACUCACUUGGGAAUCACAUAUAAAUAAUAUAACAAAAAAAGCCACGAAAUCCUUGUGGACAACCAAACAAUUACUAGGGAGAUCCUGGGGCCUCAGCCCUAGUAUGGCCCUCUGGAUAUACACCCAAAUGGUUAGACCAAUCAUACUGUAUGGGGCACUAGUAUGGUGGAGCAAAUCUAUCCAACAAACAGCGAUAACCAAACUGGGAAAAGUGCAAAGGCUUGCUUGCCUAUGCAUCACAGGGGCUAUGAGAACUACCCCAACUGGCAUGGAAGCACUCCUUAAUCUCCCACCACUUCAUAUAGCAAUACAAGAGGAAGCAGCUACGCAAGCACUCAUGCUACACAUGAAAGUAAAUUUCAAAUUGGGCAACCUCACCGGUCACCUAAAUAUCCUAAAUAAAAUCAAAAACACCAUAAGCAUGGCUCAAGUUUCAGACCACAUUGACCCAACCCUCUGUUUCACAAAAGGAUACACAGUUACCUUUCCUGAGAGGAUCGAGUGGAAAACAAACCCGAAAUGGAUGAAUGAUGAUUCACAUAAAUGGUACACUGAUGGAUCAAAAACACUUUAUGGUGUAGGAGCAGGUGUAGUGGGGCCCAGAAUCCACAAAUCAUACACUCUCACCAGGGACACCACUAUCUUCCAAGCGGAACUAUACGCAAUAAUGGAAGCAGUAAACAUCAUGCAACGCAGAAACCACAAGAGAGUAAAGAUUAAAGUACUCUCGGACAGCCAAUCAGUUCUAAAAGCUUUAGAUAACUAUACAUACAACUCAAAAACCCUCUUAGAAUGCCACAAGGCACUCAAUAAUCUGGCAUCCAAAAACAAUGUUUCAUUAAUUUGGGUACCGGGACAUGAGGGAUAUGACGGCAACGAAAAGGCAGACUUUCAAGCCAAAAAAGGGGCAGAUGAAAACUUCAUCGGACCUAGUCCUAUGUUCGGAUUCAACAAAAACAACCUAAAACAGAAAGUAAAAUACUGGGCCAAAACUCUAUUAAAUCAGCAUUGGAACAAUGUAGAGGGUCUUAGACACUCCAAAAAGUUCCUAAGUUUCAACGCUAAAAGAGCCAACAUGGCCCUCACGUUAAACAAAAAGAGCAUUCGCACUCUCACAGGCGCCCUCACGGGUCACUUCACCUGCAACAAACACUUACAUAAAUUAGGCAUAACUAACACCAGCACCUGCAGAUUCUGCUGCGAAGAUGAGGAGUCUAUGGAACAUCUCAUUAUCGAAUGUCCGGGGUUGACGCAUAGAAGGAAAAGAUUUUUAAACAAGUUCAUGCUUGCAGAUGAAGACCUUCAAUCACUCCCUCAGAAGGAUCUGGUACAAUUCAUAAGCAUACUUAACAGUCAAUAGACAGCAUAGGGUGCACAAUAGAUCAAUAUGGUCGCAGUGCUAAAGGGCCACACCUUAACCAUUUACAACCAUUAACCAUACUCAGUAUAUGCCCGUAAAAUAUUCAUAUAUUCGACUGGGUGCUCAAAUAAUUAUUUUACAUGUGGUGUAUUUCCCUGCUGAUCUGCUGCAGAAUCUUGAAAGUUUUUGGACGUUUUAUCAUAAAAAUUUGCAUAAAAUUUUCAAUACUGUAAGCAGCAAUAUUUGGAAGUGCACCCAUAUCUUCUACAUACUUUCGCAAAAGCAGCAGUUUAUGUAGUUCAAAUGUUAUACUGUAGUUGGAAAAUUGUGUACAAAACGCUUAAGAAGUUCCUCCGUCAUAUCUAAAUUAAAGUUAAAACUUACAUGUAAGAAACAUGUAAUAGAAAAUAUUUAUUAUUCACUUCCCAGAGAAGAUUUUAGUGCUAAUGAACAUUUUUUUACUCUUAUAAAAUUUGACAAUUUCAAAGUGCAAAUUUAAUUUUUUGCUCCAUUUAAGGUUAUGCAAGAAUAUUAAAUCUUCUUCUCUCAACUCUUCUUAAGAUUGAAAACCUUCUUACACAUUUUAAAAAGCGUUUGAACUUUCUGAAUGCAAAUUAAAACCAUAGAGGUGUAAUCGUUUCUUCCGGUCAUCAAUCCUUAGUGAGACAUAGGACAUUAAGAGUUGUAUUCAUUGUAAAAAUAAGCCACAAAAGAAACCAUACUGACAUUUUUACAAAAAGAGUACCUUAUCUAGUUACAUAACCUCAAAUAUAGCAAAAAAGUCGUUCCCUUAACAAAAGAGUCUCGCUUAACAAAAAAAAAACUCAUAAAUUAAAUUGUACAUAAGCAUAACACAUUUAUUAAAAAAAAAACGCACAUUCUAAAGACAAUUUGUCACGCAUUCAAAGAGCUUUAAGUAACACAAUAAAAAUUUCGUGUUUUAUUUUCUUUAAAUGGGCAUUUUAGUACGUUUUUAUAUCCAAAGCUAGGCAACACUGCAAUAGCGAGAGAGAGAUUUGACUGCUGAAAGCAGAAGACACCAACAACAGCUGCAAUCGCGGGCAAUGCUACCAGAUGUUAAAAAAAAGUAAAGCUAAAUAAAACUGAGUGAAUUAUUGAACUAAUUUUUAAAAAAUGUAUAUUUUACAAAAUUAUAAACAUUACUUUUAAUUAGAACAGGCUAGAAAAAUGUCAUGAAGAAAGAACUAAAACUCCGAGACUAAAUAACAAAAAAAAAAAUGCUAAAUCAAGUUACGAAAAUGGUAUGGGCCAUACUGGAGCUAAAAUCACGUAACUCGUUGUCAAAUUCGCAGAAAGCAAAGUAACGGAACCACGCAAGGCGCCAUCUCAUUAUUCUCUCCAUCGGGUAGUAAACCUUCAAACUGGAAACAUUUGAGUGCUUCUUGUUUCUGAAAUAGUCGGAUAGAAAACCAGUUAUCAAGGUCUCCUCGGAUACAUGGGAAAACUUCAAGAUAACGCGCGAGGGCAUAUGCAGACUGGCUGUUACAACUCUACAAUUAUGUGGACAGACCAAAAAAUAAAGAAACAUUUAAAAGAACUAGUUUGGUGGAGAGAUUCAUUGGUCUGCAGCCGGCAAUAGUGCAUUCACAUGCAACGGAGUGUAUCCUAGCAUAAGAAAGCCAUGUGUCGAUUUAGUCAAUAUGUUGAAGGAAAUACUAUCAAUUACUAAAAUAGUUCUUUUUAUUUAUUGAAAAUACUUGAAGUUGGACCGAAAACUAAGAAUAAAUAUAAUGCAAUUUUCAAUUUAACGAUUGAGUGAAUAUUUUUAAUCAGAUUUAAGAGAUUGAGGAAUCACAGGGUAAUAAUUUAUUAUUCCAAAUAGUGUAAAUGUAAUAGAAAAAAUAAUAAAUACACUUAAUCAAGAGGGGCUGUUUUAGAUUUAAUAAUUUUAGUUUAGCAAACUAAUGUUAUAAGUUUAACUAAUUUUGAAUUAAUAAAAUUUAUUAUUAUAAAUAAGUGAUAAUUUUCUAUAAGAUGGUUUAAAAGACUAAUACUUGCUUUCAGUCUUGUAAUGAUGUAUUUACUGUAUUGGUAAAUACUUAACAGAGAUACAUACUUUCAUUAACAAUAGUUAUAGAGCUAUGAUUAGCACUCUAAAUUUCCGAAAAUUAAUUAUAAAAUAAUCCAGAUCGACUUGUUGAAAAGUUAAUUUGAUGUAGUCAUCCAGACAACAAAAAUUAAGUAAAUAUUACAUUUAUAUUAAAGGAAAGCAAUAGUGUUUUUAUUGUUUUGUUUCCAUGUAGAUGGAAUCUAUAUUGCUCAGUUUUUCUUUCAUUCUUUAUUCCAUUAAUUGCUACUUUGCGUACUUUGUUACUACCUUUAGGCAAGAAAGGGGAAACUUUUUUCCCUCUUUCGCAAUCCUUCGUAAAUGCAAUCCAAUAUAAGGAACGAAGAGGUCAAAAUUCCUUUACCUAACCUUCUAUAAUUGAAUCAUGCAUAUAAAUUAUCUACUGUGAAUCGCAUUACCAGAGCAGUAUAGUGAGUUCAUGCAGGGCUGCAUUGGAGUAAAUUAUAAAUAGAAAGAAAGCAUUAAGGCAAGCGCUUUUCCCUGGCUUCUUGGUAAGCCUCCUUGAAUCGCUUGACUUAAGAGGGCCUUGCUAGAUAGGAUACUUACAGAUAAUUGGGUAAAAGGGGUUUUCUACUGGGAAUUACAUGAAAGUAUUCGAAAUUUUUAUCGAUUAUGUAUGUAUAUAUGUAUAUAUAUAUAUAUAUCUAUAUAUAUAAUGAUAAUUGACGCGUACACCCUUUUUGGGUGUUUGGCCGAGCUCCUCCCCCUAUUUGUGGUGUGCGUCUUGAUGUUGUUCCACAAUUGGAUGGACCUACAGUUUCAAGCCGACUCCGAACGGCAGAUAUUUUUAUGAGGAGCUUUUUCAUGCCAGAAAUACACUCGGAGGUUUGCCAUUGCCUGCCGAGGGGCGACCGCUAUUAGAAAAAUGUUUUUCUUAAUUUUUUUGUUUUUGUUUUUCAUCGAGAUUUGAACCAACGUUCUCUCUGUAGUCACGCACCAACCCAUUCGGCUACGGCGGCCGCCGUAUUUUUAUCGACUACAGUAGUGAUGGGCAAACUCAGCACAUUUGCACUGUGCGGCAGCGUGUGCUUCUGCGUGCUUAAAAGUGCUAGGUAAAGGGGGAUAACAAAGCACAGGGAAGAAACGGAAAAAUUGAGCGAGUUGUGUCUGUGUUUGUAUCCUGAAUGAGAGAGCAAUUAUUCAUGAAUUCUUACCAGGGAUGCCAACUUUUAACUUCAUAUCAACAAAUUUCUAAAAAAAUAGGUUUUUUGGUAGAUUUUUCUUCAAUAACUAAAUUUAAUACAUAUUAAACUUUCUAUUAUAUUGUAAUAAUGAAUUAAGAUAAUGAAGAACAAUAAACAAGCAAUUAAACAUUUCAAAAGUUCGCGUAAUACUGUUUUUUAAUUGCUAGAUGUAAGCAGAUUAAGACCUCUGAAAAUAUUCAAAUUGGAAUUAAAUUAAAAUCUUACAUAUUGGAAAGCAAUGACAGUUAAAUCUUCAAUAAUAUUGAUCACUGCAUAUACUGACGAAUCUGUAAAUUUUUCACACUUAUCUUAUGAUUACUUAAAUGUUUUUUGAGAUCGGAUAUAUUUUUUUAAAUUGAGCUAAGAAAUCCAGAAAAUCCAAUUUUUUAGCAAAUUACUUUAUAAAAUUGCAAACUCUCUUCGACUACCGAAGUUUGUCAAAUGUUUCAGAAUGUUUAGCUACUAUAUGAUACCAUUUUUUCUUUUAUUUUUCAUAAAAAGUGGACGUGAUAGAAAACUAAUUUCGCCUAUCUAAAUCCAAUACACUCUGAAAUGCACAACUGCAAAUAAAAAUAAACAACCAAUAGUAUAUACAUAUGUAUAUAAAUCAUGAAUAAUAAAAUCAACAAUUUCCAAAAUUGAUUCCCACAUUUAACAACUGCGGCAACUCUUACUCAUAAGUUUUGACAUUUCAUAAAUAAAAGCAGUUUUUUCGUGAUUUCUUCAUUUUUCGACGAUAUUUUUUAAGACCGUAAGUUACAUACUAUUGUCGCAUAAAAAACCACUAAUAUUAAGUGUAUUUGUAUGGUGUGGAUGUAGUGAAAGUGCUGAAAAUUCUAUUUAAAAAUUUGAAACGGCGAACGUCAAAACAAAGUGCACAGUGUUCAACUGCAGACAAAAACAUAAAUUUAUUUCUAAUGUGUAAUAUAUUAUUCUGUUUUAACUUUUAAUUUAGAUAAGCAAAGUUAAAUAAAAUAUUAAAUAUAAAACAUUUGGUUCAGCAUGACCUCAAAUAAAAGAACAUUGUUUCAUUUGAAUCCGAAGUGGAGUGUAACUUUUUUAUGCAAAUAUGUAGACGGAGAAUCACAAUGCCUUGUAUGUGAAAAACGUGUGGUGUGUAAGGUUUUUAACAUAAAGAGACAUUAUGAGCUGCAAAGGAAUGAAUAUGAUGAAUAUGUAGGAGAAGAAAGGAAAAGUAUAUACAAAUCCUUAAGUCUAAACGAAGAUCCCGAUUCGAUGUGCCAAAUUACAGAAGGUCGGAAAAAUUCAAAUUAUUAAAAUUUUUUUUUAAUUUUUUAGGAAAGCGAAGAUUACGUUGUAGAUGCAAAGCGUGCAACUUAUGAAAUCGCGUUAAACCUUUCUUUUGAGAAUCGUGCAUUUUCGGAUGGCGAAUUGGUGAAGUCUUGUAUAUUAUGUAUUUGACAAAAGUACAGAUAUAUCCGACAUAGCCCAAUUAGCGAUUUUUAUCCGAGGAGUUGAUGCCCACCUAAAUAUAUGUGAAGAACCUUUGGACAUUAUUCCAAAGAAAGGGACGACUAAAGGUGAAAAUUUAUUUCAAUGUGUUAAUGAAUGUACUGAACGCAUGGGUGUAUC